AUGGGUAACCCUAACUUUCCAUCCGACAUCAUACCUGAGAUUCUUUCAAGGCUACCAGUGAAGUCACUAUGCCGCUUCAGGUGUGUAUCAAAGUCAUGGCUUUCCUUAAUCGCCGACCCUGAUUUUGUCAAGAGGCAACUUAACAAAGCUAUUGAGAGCAAGAUAUUUUCAACCAAAGACGAAGGCUUAUAUUUACAGAUGAGUCACACAGAUUAUGAUAACCUUAUCAUUAACAUUGACGAUAACGAUGAUGUCGUAGCCACUGAGCUCGACUAUGUUCUUAGUGAACUGCCAAAUAAUUGGGCUUUCUUGGUGUUUCACUCCUCCAAUGGCUUGUCAUUGGAAGGUGGAAUGACCUCAUGCGGAGGCCUUCAUUGGUUGUUGGAUAGAGUUGGAGUUGAAUAUCGAUCGGUGAUUAUAUCUUUCGAUUUAGCAGAGGAGAAUGUCCAAGAAAUUCCACUACCUCUUGCUUCUAUUGAUGCUAAAGAUUAUCUUGUUGGCAUGCUUGUUGGGGCCUUUAGAAAUUGCUUAUGUGUAACAAUGCACAAUGAGUUUUGGAUCAUGAAAGAAUAUGGCGUGAGGGUGUCUUGGACUAAAGUAAGGAUCUCCAUCCCAUAUUCUAUAUUACGACACUCUAGUUUCUGGAAGAAAAUUCAUGAUCUCUUGGAUUUCAGGGACCGAUUGAUUUUGUGCAAUUCUAAUGGUGAAAGAUUUCGGAAUCUUUCAAUCUCCGGAUUACCCAAAGUUAAUGAAGUUGGGAUUUACUUGGAGUGCCUUGUUUCACCUAAUAAUUAG
This is a messenger RNA of Prunus dulcis (almond), 795 nucleotides long. Its product is annotated as F-box/kelch-repeat protein At3g06240-like. Lineage: Eukaryota; Viridiplantae; Streptophyta; Magnoliopsida; Rosales; Rosaceae. The transcript is spliced from 4 exons. Gene Ontology annotation, molecular function: protein binding. The record is from RefSeq and is a predicted model, not a curated record. The coding region runs from base 1 to 795 and encodes 264 amino acids.